UGAAGGUGAUGGUCGCCAUCUAAAGGAUAUUUACCUAAAAGAAAACAAAGCAUUUCCCCCUUCAAUCAACUCUACGUUAGGAAUCAGACUUCACCAAGUUUGAGGUCAAGUUCGCAUAUAAUCAUGUGACUGGCUAUAUCAGUUGAAUGGCUGUAUUCUUGAACGUUCCAGACCAAACCACCACCAGCAGCUAGCUUUUUGACGUUAAAUUCCUCCCAUGUUGGCCAUGAAAGAGCCUAGCUGGCCAUGAAAGAGCCUAGCUUGUGAAGGGCACUUGGGCUGACGUGCUGGCCUUUUCCUACAUAGUUUCAAAUUCCUCCAUCACAUAACCGCAAUAUUCUAUACAUUGCUACGCCGUUCUCACCAGCAAGCAUGUUCCAAGCGAGAAACAGGCAACCAAAUAACUACUACGUCCGUACCUACGGCUCUUCAUCCAUGGAUGUUGGUUUCUCAAACACCUGACAGGAGCCAUGCCGGUGAAGGUUAUAACCUUAACGGGAGCACCCCGUCCCAGUGCGCUAAAAUGGGAUGUUUCAGAGCUACUGAACGAGUGCUGGUUUUGCCUCCUUGGUUCUGGUGAUGGACGCGGUACCACAGAAGCGGGCCCGGUGCGUUGGCGGCGCAUUGAGCAAGGCAAGCGUCAUUAUGGCUUCCCAGGAGAACAUGACGAAGUUGAUGAGAACCAGGAUGAUGAGAAUAUUGACUAUGAAGGCACGGAGUUCUUCGCGCAGGGUGGUGCAAUUGAGAGACAUACUGGAUUACAGGCGACACUAGAUAUUGAGGUGGAGGCUGGGUCAGAAUUCUACGAUCAUUCCUUUGCAGUGCAUGAAGGGGGCGGAGACUCUAUUUUGCUGAGCGGGAUGGAUUCGUUUUCCACAGAAUCCAACUUCGAGACUACCGUGGACGAUAUCAGUAUAGUCAGCGCUGCGAACCAGUCGACAGAGGAUCAUGACACUGACAGCCAUCAGCAUCCCCUGCCGCCCCCUUUACGUGGACAUUUGAGUGAUCUAAGAGAUAUCCCCAGCGCGGCGUAUCUCCAUUCGAUCUCCCCUCGGAUGAUCCCUAUCAAUCUGAUCGUGGCAAUAAUCACGAUAUACCCGCGCAAACGUGUGCGAACUCGUUGGGGAGACGAGACCGAUGUUGUCGAGUUAGUGGUGGGCGAUGAAACAAGGUCAGGAUUCCAGAUCACUUGCUGGUUGUCCCUAAAGGGAGGCGAGUCGGGGGAUGGUGCGAAGCAAGGCCUUGAUGGGUCGAUACGCGGGUUACGCCCGCGAGAUAUCGUUCUAUUCCGGUCUGUGGCACUCAAUAGCUUUCGGGGUAAAGUAUAUGGUCAGAGCUUGAAGGAUAACAUGACGAAAGUUGAUCUUCUACAUCGCGCGCCGAUUGACCCUAGUGAUGAACAGGGCCUGUUUACCGCCCAGACCCUUGCCGAUCGAACGAGCGAUUCUCACCCGCAGUUAGUGAAGGUACGCAGAGUCAGAGAUUGGAUUUUGGAUUUUAUCAGCCCUCAUAUUUACGGAAAGGUCGACCAGUCGUCAAUUCGACCUGGGGUGCCAGGGGAUGAACCGUGUCUCCCACCGGAUACCCAAUAAGCCAUAACUGAAUGUUUUCCCGAAAAACCAGAUUUAUGUCAUAGACAAUAAAUAAACUUUAGGUCCACUGUGAAACUGAAUGUUGUGCUCGACUUCGGCAUGGUUUCACCUCACACUUCCCCAGUUUGCUGCCCUAAGCCAUGCAAGUCGAAAGAUCCCUACAUAAUCAUAGGAUGCCAGGAACGUGGUUGAUUAAUUAUUAUUUCGCGGAGGUUCUCUUCAGGUGUCUUGGUCAUGGGAUUGAAGCCAACAAUAUUGAAGAGUGCCAAUUUUCAGGGAAGUGCAGUUAUGGUUUAACUAAAUUUUUUUGGAUGGGAUAUCCAGAGCCUUGUCGCUGGCGCAAAAAAGUUUCUACUAGUUAUUUCUACUGAAUUAAGAGAGAGGAAAAAAAAAAAAAAAAAAAAAAAAA
Molecule: messenger RNA, 2001 nt
Organism: Blastomyces dermatitidis ER-3
Lineage: Eukaryota; Fungi; Ascomycota; Eurotiomycetes; Onygenales; Ajellomycetaceae
Exons: 1
Coding region: 471-1592 (373 amino acids)
Source: RefSeq, a predicted model, not a curated record